This is a messenger RNA of Sceloporus undulatus (fence lizard), 2843 nucleotides long. RefSeq names its product schlafen like 1 (gene SLFNL1). Lineage: Eukaryota; Metazoa; Chordata; Lepidosauria; Squamata; Phrynosomatidae. The transcript is spliced from 3 exons. The record is from RefSeq and is a predicted model, not a curated record. The coding region runs from base 44 to 1288 and encodes 414 amino acids.
UCCUGCUUCUAGAACAUUUUCAGACCAUCUCUGCGUUCUGAAAAUGGAUGCAGCAACAACUCUGGAGGCUGUGGAAGAAUGUCCAGCACCGCUAAGUAAUGUUGAUCAGGAUACAGAAAAGGCUUUGGCAGAAUCCAAAGCUGAAGGGAAGGAAGAGGAAGAAGAUGACCCUAGGCACUCAUGCUCCUAUGUCCUCUACAUUGGGAACUUGAACCCCAAGUAUCCCCCUGAAAUUCUCUGCAAUAUGCUGAAGGAUCUCCUUGGCAUGGCCAGUGUCACCCUUCAGAGACACCACAUUGAAGUGGUAAAGAAACGCAGGCAGGCCUAUGCCUUUAUCCAAGUGGCAACGGAGGUCCGGAUGGAGCAGGUCUUAAAACAGCUGCUGCUUGCCUCUGACACAGAGCAAGAGCUCACCAAGGAACUGGUGAAGAAAGGGCAAAGUCUGGUUGUGGGGCAAGGCAAGAAGUUUGCGUUUGGAGAAGGCAGAGAGAGCGACUCUGUUGGGAGCUGUUCAGAGUCUCCUGUGGGAGGCCUACAAGCACCUGAGAAAAGCCAAAAGGGGCUACCAAAGAAACCCCAAACUAACUCUAUUAGAAAGUCUGUUCCAUACCCUUGGAGACUAGUAGACCGGCCGGUGAAUUUCCUGAACAGCACCCGUUCAGACAGUGCCAUUGUCCAGAGAGAAAUUGUCGGCAAAGAGUGCCUGUUCUAUGGAGCGUUCAUGGGUAAUGAGACCCGGAAUAUGGAAUUCAAGCGCGGUGGCGGUGAAUAUCUGACAGUAACCCUCAAGCACCAUGUGCGGAAGUAUGCAUGCGCUUUCCUUAACAGUGAAGGAGGCAGCCUCUUUGUGGGGGUUGAAGAUAAUGGCCUCGUGCGCGGAGUUAGGUGUGACCACAAAGAUGAAGACAGAGUCCGUCUGCUCAUUGACUCCGUCUUGAAAGGGUUCAAGCCACAAGUUUUCCCAGCAGCCUACACACUAAGUUUCAUCCCAGUCAUCAAAGCUGAAGACACUGGCAUCUUUCUUAAAGUUAUCCGUCUGAGCAUCCGUCCUCCCCAAGAGCCCAGAGAUCUUCUAUAUGAGACAGAUCAAGGCGAAGUAUACCUGCGGCGAGACGGCAGCAUCCAGGGGCCGCUCACUGGGAGUGCCAUCCAAGAGUGGUGCCGGCAGAAAUGGACAGAAGAGAUCAAGAAGUUGGAAAUGAAAAUAGAAAUCUUGCUGAAGGAGAAGGAAACCCUGCAGCAGUAUAGGCAGAAAAACACCAGAUCUGCAUGUUGCCUACUUAUGUGACAGAUAAGCAGUAUCACUAGAAAGGUCACUAGACAUUGGGAAAACUACUACUCACCAGUGUAAAACAAAAGUGCCCAAUAAACACCUUAGGUCUAAUAGAUUUCUUACUUUGUGGGUGGUAUGCUGGUCUUGCUGUAAGAACUCUGUAGCAAAAAUUAGCCUUUUCAUUAAUUAACCUUCUGUCCUUUCAUAAAUUAAGUGUAUUCUGACAGACCACUAGAUAAGAUAAAUUGCUUUCUGCUACCUGCUAGGAUGCAUUAUUUUUAUUUAGAAUGAAAAUAUAUUUCUCUAUGAGAAAAAUGGCACAUAUCUGGCACCAAUAUGUGUAACCCAAGAUGCUACGGAUUGAUGGAUUGAGGCCUAUCUCUCCCACUGGAUUAUGUACUCAAGAACUACUUGCCGAGACCCCUGCCGGAGACAGAUAAACCCCAUCUGUAAGAGCAUUUCGAUCCCAGGGUCAGAUUAGAGGUAGACUGGGUUUUGGAGCAGGGGAGGUAGGCUCCAAAUACUUGAACCCAGUAGAUAAACCAUAUCCCUGCUCUCCAGAGUAUAGAAAAUUAUGACCACCGGAACUCAGAGAUAGGGAACAGUGACCAGAGUGUAUUUAUAAUAUAUGUGCAUGUCAUUCUUCCAUGUCAGGAACCAAGAAAGAAAACAAAAAAAGCUAGGACACCAUUCAGUUGUCCCAUUUUUUAAAACACAGAUGGCCAAUAUUACAACUUCAUAUGUGUUAAAAUGUUUGGGCACUGACAGGAUUAGCCUUAGGAGCUCUGCAUGUAUAUGCUAAUUGUUACUUAAGUCAUGUCUUUUAAAAUAUGAAAACCAAAGCUUAGAUUUCAGAAUUUAUUCAGCCACUGGCUUGCUCCAAGUAAUUCACUUCCAUGAUUGUAAUGGUGACGCUACAAGCUCACGUAAAAGCAUGCCUAUGAACUGAAACUCAUUACACCAUUAAAGGGAGUCAGCUGCUUCUUUUCAGCAAACACACGGGUCAACGCUGGUACCCAUAGUAAAAAGCUUUUUUAAAGUUCUGUGUUUCUAGCCUCAGGCAUGAAACUGCAAAACCUAAGAAGUACUAAGGUACCAUUAGUUACACGAAUCAUACAAAAUUGGUAGGUAUUAUACUAAUUUACAAAUAUGCUAAGUAAUGCUAGAAUCCUGUUCAGUAAUUAUAAUGCCCUACACCUGACUUACAACAUAAUUAUUCCGAUUCACAUUUAUAGUCAUGCAUGAUCACAACAACCGAAAGUACCCCCUAAAUCCUACCUUUGAAGCCUUGCAGCCUCCAACACAACUACGGAGGAGGCGCUGGAGGGUGGCAAGUACUGGCGUGUCCAGCCCCUCUCAGUCGUGGGGCAUGCGGACACGGCCGUGGUUUUGAUAGGCCCCUAUAGGGUUCUCUGUAGCCCCACAAUCAGGAGAUAGCAUUACUCACAGUUCUGCUCUCCAGCCCCUCUGAAAAGGCUGUGAGGCUUCAAAGGCAGCAUUUCGGAGGAUGGCAAUGGAAGAUGUUGUUGCUCCAUUUCCAUAGCCACAUCUCCUGAAGCAGGAUCUUGAC